CCUCUCAGCAGCUCUCCGACUAUCAUGGCGGCUUACAGAAGCGCUGCAGGCUUUCAAAGAGUUUUGCAUGAUGUUAAGCAUGUGUGUUUUAAGCAAAGGUGUGGUGUUAUAAUCUGCCGGUACUCUACUGUGAUUGAGCCUAAUGACAAGACCUUUGAUAAAAUCCUCAUUGCAAACAGAGGCGAGAUCGCCUGCAGGGUGAUUAAAACAUGUAGGAAGAUGGGCAUCAAGACGGUUGCAGUUCAUAGUGAUGUGGACUCCAGUGCGGUUCAUGUGAAAAUGGCAGAUGAGGCUGUGUGUGUUGGUCCUGCUCCUACCAGUAAAAGUUACCUGAACAUGGAUGCUAUCAUGAAUGCCAUCAAGUUGACUGGAGCACAAGCUGUUCAUCCAGGCUAUGGAUUCCUGUCUGAAAAUAAGGAGUUUGCCAAAAGAUUGGCGGCUGAGGGGGUGACCUUCAUUGGUCCUGACACUCAUGCCAUCCAGGCAAUGGGGGAUAAGAUCGAGAGCAAACUCAUCGCCAAAGCUGCCAAAGUCAACACCAUCCCUGGCUUUGAUGGGGUGGUCAAGGAUGCAGAAGAGGCUGUGAAAAUAGCAGGAGAGAUUGGUUACCCUGUUAUGAUCAAAGCAUCUGCUGGUGGAGGAGGUAAAGGGAUGAGGAUUGCAUGGAAUGAUGAGGAAACCAGGGAAGGCUUUCGUUUCUCUUCUCAGGAGGCGGCAUCUAGUUUUGGAGAUGACCGUUUGCUGAUUGAGAAGUUUAUAGACAAUCCCAGACAUAUUGAGAUUCAGGUGUUGGCGGACAAACACGGCAAUGCUCUGUGGCUGAAUGAGAGAGAGUGCUCUAUCCAGAGAAGAAACCAGAAAGUGGUAGAGGAGGCACCCAGCACUUUUCUGGACCCAGACACCCGGAGAAAAAUGGGCGAGCAGGCUGUGUCUCUGGCAAAAGCAGUGAAAUACUCUUCAGCUGGCACUGUGGAGUUUCUUGUUGACUCUAAGAAGAACUUCUACUUCUUGGAGAUGAACACACGUUUGCAGGUGGAACACCCCAUCACAGAGUGCAUCACAGGGCUGGAUCUUGUGGAGCAGAUGAUCCGCAUCGCAAAGGGAAACAAACUUCAACACAAACAGUCUGACAUACCCAUAAAUGGCUGGGCCAUCGAGAGCAGAGUCUAUGCUGAGGAUCCAUACAAAUCAUUUGGACUCCCCUCCAUCGGUCGACUGUCUCAGUACCAGGAGCCACUUGACUUGGAUAAUGUUCGAGUGGACAGCGGAAUUCAAGAAGGAAGCGACAUCAGUAUUUAUUAUGACCCUAUGAUUUCUAAGCUGGUCACGUAUGGCAAAACACGGGAGGAAGCUCUGAAGAAAAUGGAAGAAGCACUUGAUAAUUACGUGGUCAGAGGUGUAACACAUAACAUACCUCUACUGAGAGAGAUCAUUGUUCAUCCUCGGUUUGUGUCUGGUGAUAUCAGUACUAAGUUUCUCCCGGAGGUGUAUCCUGAUGGGUUCAAAGGUCACAUGUUAACAGCAGGAGAAAGACAGGAGCUGCUUGCUACGGCUGCGGCACUCUAUACAGCAGCACAGCUCCGCUCUCAGAGGUUCCUGGGGGAUCUCAGGGUGUCUUGUGUUCCUGCAGAGAGCAGUGAUUGGGAGUUGUGUGUAGAACUUGAGAAAAGUGUUCACAUGCUGGGCGUGUCUCGGUCUGGAAACAAAUAUACAGUGGAGAUAGAUGGAGAAAAGGUUCAAGUGUCUGGAGAAUGGAACUUGGCCUCAGCAUUGCUGUCCGUCACCAUCAACGGCAAACACAGGACUCUUCAGUGCCUGUCACGGACAGCGGCUGGAGAAAUCAUCUUGCAGUAUCUGGGCACUUCAUUUAAGUUGCGUGUGCUGAGUAAACUGGCAGCGUCUCUCAGUAAACACAUGCCGGAGAAGGUUCCAGAAGACACCAGCAGCAUCCUCCGCUCUCCAAUGCCAGGAUCUGUGGUGGCGGUAUCCGUUAAACCAGGGGAUACGGUUGCAGAGGGACAGGAGAUCUGUGUGAUUGAAGCUAUGAAGAUGCAGAACAGCAUGACCGCAGCCAAGACGGCCAAGGUGAAGAGCGUGCAUUGUAAAGCUGGAGAUACAGUUGGAGAAGGAGAUUUACUGGUGGAACUGGAGUAACAUCUCAUCUGCAGGCAUUAAAAAGGCCAUCAGUUGCUGUGGAUGAGGAAACAAAGACACUAAUAGAGUAGAUGGAACAUUCCUCCACAUGUCCUUUGUUCCCCUGUGGUCUCUUUUUUACAUUAUGACUGUAAUACAUCCAUCUCACUGGAACUGCUUUAUUCCAGGGAAAGAAAUGUCAAAGCGAUAACAUUCUCUUGUGCCUUGGCCUUCCAUUGGAGGUUUUCUUGUUUCACAUGGAAUCAACCACAGUUUGACAUCAUCAUUUGUGAUUGUUUUAACGUAUCUUUAAAUACAGUCAACGAAAACUGUUGACACACUCCUUCCCCCUCACCUCGGUGCACAUUUAGCAUUGUUCAGAGGAAGUGCUGUGAAUGUUUGCCAUUGCUCCAACUCAGUUAUUUUAAUUAUUAGGUUGUUGUAUGCAAUGAAUUUUUCUGUUACAUGAUUAUGCAAACACAAGUGUUAAUAUAUAUCUUUCACCUACCAAUCACCAUCAAUCCCACACUCGUGUAUAUUUAUACCACACAUAUUUCUGUCAUCAAAUGCAUUAAAUUGGUCAAGAGAAUAAUAUGCCUACAUGCAUUUGUGGUUUGUUUCUGCACAAGUUGGGUUUAAGUCUGUAGGUGUGCUAUAGAGACAGUUUAUUUGUUUCCACAAUUCAAAUAGAGAAACCCAGAGGAGUGGACCAUUAAAAGAUGGGAAAGGAAGAUAAUAUUAUGAAAACUAACAGCCAGCUGUGAUCAGGCUUGGAUAUUGUUGCUGGUUCCUGUUUAUGUAGCACAAAGCCACUUACUGUCUGUAUUUGUAUUGAGAAAAUGGAAUAAAAUGGGAUUAAUGUAAAC
Messenger RNA from Danio rerio (zebrafish), 2999 nucleotides. RefSeq names its product propionyl-CoA carboxylase subunit alpha (gene pcca). Gene Ontology annotation, molecular function: ATP binding; biotin carboxylase activity; nucleotide binding. The record is from RefSeq and is marked provisional. Gene Ontology annotation, cellular component: mitochondrial matrix. Lineage: Eukaryota; Metazoa; Chordata; Actinopteri; Cypriniformes; Danionidae.